GUUAGCGAAGUAGCAUGAUACCGCAACGAACGGUUCCACCAGCCAUUGCAGUGUGCAACAGAGCAGUGUCAAGUGUGGAGUCGCCUCUGAAUAUGUCCUCAACAAAGAAGAAAUCUUGCAGAUGACUGGAUUAUUGGAAAGGGAUUAAUUAUAUUGCGAUAUUUCAAGGAUAAAUUACAUAUUUCAUGGCGAUUUUGCGGUGUUUGUGGUGUUGAAAACUGGCUUGAAAUUACGUACCUAGACAUCUUUAUUUAUAGCUUCCAAAGAUGCCUCUUAGAAAAAGGGUGGUUUUUGUAACUUACGCCCUAAUAAGUAUUCUGUUUAUGCUUAAUUUAUACUACAAAAAACAAAACAAGUCCCCUCCACUAGUGAGUUAUCAGCCUUACUUCAAUGGUAGUACAAUAAAAAAUAUUGAAAAUAAGCAGAGACAUACAAUAUCUAAUGUUUUGGGAAAUAUCCGUCGUAUGACUCCCAUUCAUGUCAACAAAAGCAGUCAAGUGAAAUUGGAGAGAUUUUUCGACGUUGUGAAAAGAAAUUCAUAUAUAAGAAAAUAUCUUGGGAGAUUGGAAGAAGUCUAUGAUGAUCUGUUUGCUAAAUUAUAUCCUGUUAGUGUUGGGGUCCCUGAAACGCCCACUGAAACUGCUAAAACUACUGAAACUGGAAAUGAGGCUGUAGACACUAACCAUGAUUCCUCUAUAAGAGGUAAAGAAGAAGACGGCGGUGUUUCUGUGACGUCAUACACCCUCCCGGGAUGCAACUGCUCUCGAAAAAUAGGACGAAAUAAGCAACAGAAUAAAUAUGUCGUUCUUAGGAGAUAUUCAACUGAACGUCAUAUGACAAUGAGUCGAACAGUGCAAAUGAUCAGCUCGUGCAGUGAUCACGCCACCGCGCGUGGUUCCAGGCAGAAAGUCAUAUCCUACAGCUAUUUCGGCAACACGAGCGACUUAGGCCUAUACAACCGCUACUUUUCGGAAAUAAGGAACCGAGCCCUUGAGAUCCGUCAGUAUUACCCAGGUUUUGUGAUGCGCGUCUACCACAGCGUUGGGCCAGAUGAUGAAAAGGGCCAGAGGGAAAUAUGUCGAGCAUUCUGCGACAUCCCGCUUAUAGAUUUCUGCGACGUACACUCUCUUCCAGCACCUUGGUUUGAUUUUGGUGCCCAACAAAAAAUGGGGACACUGUGGAGAUUCCUGACGCUGUUGGAUCCUCUCGUCGACGUGAGCUUGUUCCGGGACCUAGACUCCUACAUACUUCCCAGGGAGGUGGCAGCUGUGGAUGAGUGGCUUCAGAGUAACUCCUCUUAUCACGUCAUGAGGGACCAUCCCCUCCACAACGGCCAGAUGUUGGCAGGUUUAUGGGGUUGUCAGACUCACCUGGACAGAGCCAACGCCUACCAUUAUGGUGCCUUGAUGUUUUCGCAGCCUUACCAUGACUUGUGGGACUACGAUCAGCGACUGCUGCGCAGGAUCCUCUGGCCUCAGAUUAGGAACAGGACGAUGGUCCAUGACAGUUACACCUGCAGAGCCAAGUUAUUUCAAGGUCAAGGGUCAGCGAGACCUUUCCCCACACGGAGGGAAGGUCGCAACUACACAGGUUAUGGCAAGACGAAGCUCGAGACCACGAAACUCCUGAGGACUUGCCCCAUGGUUUGCAGGCCUAGGUCUCAUAAGGACUGGCUUUUGUGUUGAUCUGAUUU
Molecule: messenger RNA, 1693 nt
Organism: Macrobrachium nipponense
Lineage: Eukaryota; Metazoa; Arthropoda; Malacostraca; Decapoda; Palaemonidae
Exons: 8
Coding region: 267-1685 (472 amino acids)
Source: RefSeq, a predicted model, not a curated record